AUGGAUAUCCUAGGCGUGUCGGUCGGAGCGGUCUCGCUUGUUACUUUAUUCAAGACAUGUCUGGCUCUUUUCGAGACGUUUGAGAACGGCAGAAACCUAGGAAUGGACUACGAAAUUUUGUCUACAAAAGUCGGCAUUGAGCGCGUUCGUCUCGCGCUCUGGGGAGAUGCCGUGGGUCUCCUGAGACUGGCUCCGGACCAGGAAAAGAAUGUCGACCGGGGAGAUGACGCGGAUCCUCGACUGGGCGAGCCGCGUAUGAUCAGGGCUGUUUCUGAUAUUCUGAAUUGUAUGCGACGGCUGUUCGAAGACAGUGCCGCGCUCACAAGGAGAUACGGUUUACAGGCGACAACAACUGGAAAGAUUCCCACCAGUGUCGGGGAGAAUGCGUUGGCUGCAACAUUCCACAAGACAUAUGCCCGUCUGCACGCAUCUGCUUCUCGGAUUCAACGAAGCUCAUCUUUGGUCGCAGCGGCGAGAUGGGCUAUCAAGGACAAGAAGCAGUUUGAGCGGUUUGUUGAAAAUCUCCGCAGCUUCAACGAUAGCCUGGCUCUCCUGUUCCCGGAUAUCGAUGAAGAUUCGCGUCAGGUCAUGGCAGAUGAGAUAAAGGAGUCGACAGACCUGAACGGUCUCCAGAUCGUCGAACAGGCCGUCUCUGACUUGGAAGGAGGGGAACCGCUGGUAGAAGCGGCCAGCGUCCGCAUUACCCAGCUAUCCCAGUACUCUCAAAGCAUUGCCGAAGCCCAAUGUGCGCAAACGGACGAUAGUGUUGCCGACAUUGAUGUGCACCGUCUUACCAGACAACUCGGGGUGCUAGACGCCUCGAUGAGCAAGCGAGUUGAGCUACGAGGAGGGCUGCAGUUUAGCCUCGCCGGGAUCGUGGGAGGUGAUUGUUUCGCCGAAUACUCCUUCUAUGGUAUGGACAGUAAUGACUAUUUGGUGGAAAAACAUAAGGAGGCCCAGUAUGUCAAACAUUCCUGUCUGGCGUGGUCGUUGAUGUACAUGUCCGACAGGAAAAGACACGACCAGGCUGAUUUCAGCCGACAGGAUACGGAAUGUCAUCGUCUCUACGAAGGGAGACUCCCCGGUACACGAAGCAUUGGUGGUUACAUAGCCGACUUCAACAUGUGGAUCCGAGCCAACAAUCCCAAAACAGAGCAAUUCUCCAACACCCUGCACUCCCUGCCGGACGUCGCAUUUGAGGAUCUAGUUGAGCGGGUGCGCCGCAUACAGCUUCAAGGCGACCGGUUUUGGAGUGCCGACGAGCGCUCAGCAAGCAACAAUCUAGAAGAGCUUAUCGGUCCCGCACGCAUGGGGUCCACGAUGCCAGACCAAGUGACAGAAAUACUCUACACCCUCAAUCGCCGCAGAGACUUUCCAGACGUGCUCGAUGGCGCCUCACUGGCCACUAUCGCGCUCGGUACAUCCGAUAGUCUUUACAACUUUCUACUACAGGUAAUACUGGCCUACGAACUACGGAUGCGCAUGCAGCGGCUAUCCGAUAUUGGAUUUGGCAAUGUCAGUCCCCGCAUUGUCGCCGCUAUGCACGCCUCGGAGCGAUGGCUCGACGGCAUCCAGGUCAAGUUGCCCGAUCCGAAUGAUAACAGCGUUGAACUGCAUAGUCUCGUACAUGAACGCCAGGUUGAAGGACUCAUUCGCUUCGCCGAAAUCAUGGCUUGGCCAGCUCUUGGAGAGAUGCGUAUCUUUGCAGAGGAAGCCUAUGCCAGUAUCAGAAGGGGCAUGGCCAGCAGCACACAUCUUUGGGACUGGCUAUAUGGCCUCAUGCUGCCUGGGCAAGGCUUCAUUUUUGCGAUUAUGGCUGCGCUAGUUGCAGCCACUCCAAGUUUACGGCACCUGGAGGCCGCCGAGCAUUACACUUCGGGACUAGUCCUCAAAGACCGGUCGUAUUGGCGGGCAAAAACGGUGUUUGGCCGUGUCCUCGGCGGGAUGAAAGGGGUCAGAGCGGCCAAUGGCUGGGUUGGGCCAUGCCCAGCUCCGGAGGAUGUCCGAGGGGCGUCGCUCAAGGAGGGCUGGUGGCGUGUCCACGCGAGAGAUGCUGCCUUUACCCGCUUCACGAACCAAGAUCAACCAGCGGAGGUGCGCCGGUUCCCUCCGUUCCAGAGUUGCGAGGACAGUUCCAGUGCGGCAGAAUGGAUUCGGGGCUUGGGCAACCGUUCAGAAUGGGCAGUACCUAUCGGACCGUCUGAAUCGUCAGAUCAUGUCGAGUUCCGUGCCCUCCAUUUCCAAAAACUAGGUUCAGCCUUGCACGACACUACGCCCGCACAAGGCUCACUUAUGAAGAGUGAUGGGCAAGACGAACCUGAGCCAGAGCAAAGAGCUAUUCUUGAUCUACUUAUCAAUGAUCGUCCGGUGAGCUUCACCCUCUAUACCAACCCGGUAUUCAUCGCGGCACCAGCAUGUAUAGAUGGACCCCAUGCUGUCCACCAGCAAGAUCUUCCCAAGAUGCAACACAUUCUGAGGCCGAGUCAACUUCUAGACCACGUUCACACUGACAAGAGGGUGCUCAUCAUUGACGCUACUGGGAAGGGAGAAUGCGAGCUAGUAGCGCGAGCAUGGUGCUCUCAGAAUGGACAACAUGCUAUCAUUAUGGAGAUAGCAAGUACCGCAAUUGGGGUGGUCGGGUUGGCGGCUCUCUUUAGUACUUGCAUAGAGACCCUGGAUACACUCGCCGCGGCUGCAAGAUACAGCGUCGAUCGUGAGAUCCUCCAGACAAAGAUUGAAGUCGAACGGCUACGACUUAUUAUCUGGGGAGAGUCUGCAGGGCUGACGAAUAUCGACCCUAAUCGACCCGAAGAUGAGACUGCCAAUGACCUCGACCUUCUCGACGAAUCCCUCCGAGGCGCCGCCCUGCGACCGGCUGUGGCAGGCCUUUUAGCCUGCUUCGCCCACUGUAUUGAUGACGUCGAACAGCUGCAGAGCCGAUAUGGCCUGGUAGCGCAGAAGGAAAGUCAAGAGAAGGAAAGUAUAGCGGCGUCGACAGAAGCACCAAGGCGACAGAUGCUCCUCACCACCUUCCAGAAAACGUACGCGCGAUUCCAGCAACGUACAUUGAAAGUCCAGGAGGAGAGCUCGCCUUUGAAAAAAGCCAGAUGGGCUGUGACAGAUGAACGCAAGUUUCGCGCCCUUACUGCGGAGCUAAAAGCCAUCAAUGACUCGCUAGACUCGCUCCUCCCAGCCAUCAGGGACAAGACACGGGUGAAGAUGCGCACUGGCAUUAUGCGAAGCAAUGAUGUGGAUCAACUGCAAAACCUCGUCACCGCUGCUGAUGAGGUGACAGAGCUUAUCGCCGAAACAGCGAGCUUGAGACUUGAGAUGCUGUCUACGACAGGUCACCCAGGAGCCGUGAAACCAACUCUGAAGAGUGUCCAGGUUACAGCUGCGUCAAGAGGCUCGACAGAAAAACGCCUGAACGGUCCAUCUACCCAGUUCCCGUUACCAGGGGUUCAAUCUGUCGUACAGGACCUGAUUGCGGCCACCGUCGAUGUUCCGCCGAGUUCUUCUUCUGCGUCUACAGCGCCAGCAGGCGACCUCUAUGAUGAUACCGGAGCACUGGUGAUCCACAAAGCCUUUUACAAACCCGACAGCCUAGCAUGCUUUUCUUGGCUCGUCGGGCUCGGGGAGACUCCAGAGCUGGCGGAAGCUGAGCCAGUGCCUGACGCAGCAUUCGAUUUGCAAUAUAUCCCAGACCUUGUGGCAAUCGUUGCAGAAAAUCUGUUAGAGGUGGACAUCGCCGCCGACAGAAAGUAUGCCGGGUGGUCUCCUGGAUCAGUCUCCUUAACUGGCUUUGCCCGAGAAGCCACCUUCUGGAGGAAGGCGCCAGACCUCGAAAAGAGAGGGAAACCUCCCAGCUGGCAGCGAGUCACCUCAAAGCAGAUUCGCAGUGACUUUAUCGACGAGAGGUGGAAGAAGCUGGUGGAAGAAGGCCUUGGAGAUGACUUUACAGACCAAAAGGGCUACGAGGAGGUGCGGGAGCUGAUCGGUCCCAGCGAUUACACAUGGCUUGAUCCAGAAGAGGGUUUCAAGCUGCGGCAUCAGAUCACCGACCUACUCGGGGCCCUAAGCAGCUCGACAUUACCCAGCUUCGAGGUAAACGGCAGCAUUGCUCUUCUUGCAUUUUACGAGAAGAUUGAUCCAAACUCGACUUUUGGAUUUGCCGAUUUCAUGCGGCAGUUGCUCGUCGCUCGCGAGUUGACACUGCGAAUCCAGCGAGCCGAUAAACGCUGGUAUGGUGGAAUCACCACUCGAGUUCUUUAUGACAUGAUAACGGCCGAUCUAUGGGCACGAAACAUGGAGAUCAACCCCGCUGGAGGCUAUGGGGUACCUAAACUCGUGACUCAACGGCAGAUGCAUGGCAUCAUCAAGUUUGUCACCGAGAUGCAGUGGCCCUAUGCAGACGAGGUCCGCAAGACUGCCAACGAUCUGCUUAACGCACAGCCCUACGAAGUCAACGUUGAUGUGCGUGUCCAUGACUGGAUGAGUGGACUGGUCUUUCCAGGCGCUCAUUUCCCCCUUAACCUCGUUGGUGUUCUCUAUCAGCUCUCGUCGACCUUGCGAGCCCACAUGCCGACCGAUAUCGUCAAGGUUCGCGAAGGAAACUUCGGCAUCGUGUAUCCCGAGGCGUCAUAUUGGAAUGUCCGCUCUGUGCUAGGCAAGGUGCUGGCACCACUGUCUGGAGAUCAGGAAACAGGCCAUCCCAAGGUUCGUUGUUUAGGUGGCUGGGUUGGGCCCUGUCUUUCGCCCUCUCUGCCUGAAUGCAGACUUGGCAUCACUGUUUCUUUGUCGACACGGCAACCUCCGUAUGCCCCACUAGAUCUGGACUCUGGCGUUGGAGAUGCAACUGAAACGACCUGGUCAAGGGAAAGUAACCAUGGUGAUGGCGGCGAGUGGACGCUACCAACGCCUCCUGAACUAUCCCUUGAUACGGUCGCAGUCCAAACUAUUCGCCUCUCCAGGGUGCCGAAAGCCGAUUUGAGCGCCAAAGAUGCACUGUAUUAUUCUGCACGCAUUGACUUUCGCCUGAGUCGCAGUUGUACCUUUAUAACGUUCACGCUCUACACCAACAGUGUGUUUAUUGCCGUACCACCGUGUCGGGGCAGUCAUAAGAUAGACCCACGCGCGGCAGGCCGCUACACAUUCGCGGUGCGAGGAAUUGAGGAACUCUCGCGUAUCUCCAAAAAGGGUGAUGCCGCUGCUAGGAUGGCAAUCCUUGUUAUAAACGCCACGGGGGAACCUGCCAGUGAAGUAUUUGCGCGUGCAUGGUGCUGUCAUACUGGAACUAAUGCUGUGAUCUGGAGGCGCGAAGGAGGCAAAUGCUGUUUUAAAUGUGCAUUGAUGGUUGCAUCCACAGAUGGUUUAGGAACAGGGGUUUUGAUUGCUUGCUAG
Molecule: messenger RNA, 5400 nt
Organism: Aspergillus viridinutans
Lineage: Eukaryota; Fungi; Ascomycota; Eurotiomycetes; Eurotiales; Aspergillaceae
Exons: 6
Coding region: 1-5400 (1799 amino acids)
Source: RefSeq, a predicted model, not a curated record